AAAUAGACUUAUUAUUGCCAUUUAUCCCGCGUCGUAAUAAAGCAGCAAAAAGAAGCACAUUGGCGUAGCGAAAAAAGUUGGCGGCGAUGAAUCGGGGAAACGAUCCCAAUCCGUUUGACGAGGAAGAGCCUGAAGUCAAUCCAUUUUCGAAUGGUGGCAAGUCAAAGUCUCGCAUUCCCAAAGUGGUCGCGAGUACACUCGGUUUUGGUCAGAAACAUGAUGCCACUGUAGAUAUACCAUUAGAUGCUACAAAUGAUCCAAGGAAAAAGGAGAAAGAACUUGCCACAUGGGAAGCAGAUUUAAAUAAAAGAGAGAGGGAAAUUAAACGGAGAGAAGAUGCUGUUACUAGUGCUGGUGUUCCUGUGGAUGAUAGAAACUGGCCUCCAUUUUUUCCCAUUAUCCAUCAUGAUAUAGCCAAUGAAAUACCCAUUCAUGCUCAGAAGUUACAGUAUCUGGCUUUUGCAAGUUGGUUAGGGAUUGUAAUUUGCCUUGUAUUCAAUGCCAUUGCAAUCACCGUUUGCUGGAUAAAGGGUGGUGGAGUCAAAAUUUUUCUCCUUGCCAUAAUCUAUGCCCUGAUGGGAUGCCCCAUCUCAUAUGUGCUGUGGUACAGGCCUCUAUAUCGUGCAAUGAGGACUGAUAGUGCACUGAAGUUUGGGUGGUUUUUCAUGUUCUACAUGCUUCACAUUGGUUUUUGCAUUUUUGCUGCAAUUGCACCUCCAAUCGUCUUUCAUGGAAAAUCAUUAACUGGCAUCCUUGCAGCUGUUGAUGUCUUUUCUGACGAUGUCCUUGUUGGGAUCUUUUACCUGAUUGGGUUUGCAUUUUUUUGCUUGGAAUCACUGCUGAGUUUAUGGGUACUCCAGAAAGUAUAUACAUAUUUCAGGGGACAGAAAUGAUAAAUUGGAAGGCAUCUGAAAGUUGCGGUUGAGUGCCCAAGUAAAUAGAUUUACUUCCCUUGGUUUGAUUCGGCCACAUCUUUUGUAAUAUGGGGAAAUAUAAUCUGUUAUCUAGUAGUCAUCACAUCUGUAUCACUUCAAAAAAAAUUAGGUUCAUUUGUAACUGAACACAAGCUUUUAUUGCUUAAAGACGUGCUUAUUUCUUUUA
Molecule: messenger RNA, 1101 nt
Organism: Salvia miltiorrhiza (redroot sage)
Lineage: Eukaryota; Viridiplantae; Streptophyta; Magnoliopsida; Lamiales; Lamiaceae
Product: secretory carrier-associated membrane protein 4
Exons: 13
Coding region: 87-893 (268 amino acids)
Biological process (GO): protein transport
Cellular component (GO): recycling endosome membrane; trans-Golgi network membrane
Source: RefSeq, a predicted model, not a curated record